Messenger RNA from Ictalurus punctatus (channel catfish), 4393 nucleotides. RefSeq names its product potassium inwardly rectifying channel subfamily J member 3a (gene kcnj3a). The coding region runs from base 818 to 2308 and encodes 496 amino acids. Gene Ontology annotation, biological process: regulation of monoatomic ion transmembrane transport; potassium ion import across plasma membrane. The transcript is spliced from 4 exons. Gene Ontology annotation, cellular component: plasma membrane. Gene Ontology annotation, molecular function: G-protein activated inward rectifier potassium channel activity. The record is from RefSeq and is a predicted model, not a curated record. Lineage: Eukaryota; Metazoa; Chordata; Actinopteri; Siluriformes; Ictaluridae.
UUACUGUUUACUGGUCUUCAUAGUAUUUCUAAGUAUAGAAACAAUUUUUUUCUAUGUAUUUGAAGGCAUCUUUGCUCUGCAGCAUUUCUUUGCAUGUGCCUAGGACUUUUACACAAGCACACGCAUUAAAACCACUAAUAUUGUGGUACACCUGCCAUAGUCAAUCUGGCAACCCUGUAUGUUUUCCCGCACUGGGAAACGCACAAACUGCGGGGGUAAGAGCGCGAGCGAGAAAUAGGCGGCACUAAGACCGCGAAACUAAACGUUGUGACUUGGGAGCAAGGCAAGAAUGGGAGCUUCAGAAACUUAUUAUUAUUGAGGAGCCAGGCAGCUCGUGGAAAGGACACCGCGCUUCCCUCCUCACUCGCUAUGACCAAAAUGCGCAUGAAGAGGCAGUCAAGACAAAGCCGAUAUCCGAGUCCCCAAGUGGCGACGCAUUAAAUCCGCAGGGUUCAUACGUAAUUCACCUUUUUAGUAGAAAGCCUACCGAAGGCGCAUCUGUUGAGGGACCGCAACUCUGAUCUCCAACUUUCAGCAUCCAGGACCGGAUUAAAGCUCCUGUGUGAUCUGAUCUGACAGAGCAAAUGAGAUCAAGGGCGAAACCGCGUGCAGCGCCCGGGGACAGCUGGGCAUGUCUUUUAGUCUUCUUUCUUUUUAAUCCGUCCGUUUUUUUUUUUGUUUUGGUUUUUUACUAACGAGACAUGCGUCGUGUUCACGCAGGUUUGAGUUCAUGUUUAGUUCCCUGUACUGACUGUGACAUGCAUUAACACUGACACCUGCGGAGGGACAGGAUCCGUAUGGUUAAAUAUACGCUAGCAUGUCCGCACUGAGGAAAAAAUUUGGAGACGACUACCAGAUAGUGACCACUUCAUCCAGCGGCUCGGGUUUCGGCCAGGCCGCUCCGGAGCGCAAGCGGAAACGGCAGCGCUUCGUGGAUAAGAACGGCCGCUGUAACGUCCAGCACGGUAACCUGGGCGGAGAAACCAGUCGCUACCUGUCCGACUUGUUCACCACUCUAGUGGACUUGAAAUGGCGCUGGAAUCUGUUCAUAUUCAUCCUGACCUACACGGUGGCGUGGCUGUUCAUGGCCUUUAUGUGGUGGCUGAUCGCGUACGUGCGCGGAGACCUGAACCGAGCGCACGACAAGUACACACCGUGCGUAGCCAACGUGUACAACUUCCCUUCAGCCUUCCUCUUCUUCAUAGAGACCGAGGCCACUAUCGGCUACGGCUACAGGUACAUAACGGACAAGUGUCCCGAGGGCAUCAUUCUGUUCCUCUUUCAGUCCAUUCUCGGCUCCAUCGUGGACGCGUUUUUAAUAGGCUGCAUGUUCAUUAAGAUGUCCCAGCCCAAGAAACGGGCCGAGACGCUGAUGUUCAGCGAGCACGCAGUCAUCUCCAUGCGGGACGGAAAACUCACGCUCAUGUUCAGGGUCGGAAACCUGCGCAACAGCCACAUGGUCUCCGCGCAGAUCCGCUGCAAACUGCUUAAAUCUCGGCAGACCCCUGAAGGUGAGUUCCUCCCCCUAGAUCAGUUGGAGCUUGAUGUGGGUUUCAGCACCGGGGCAGAUCAGCUCUUCUUGGUGUCUCCCCUCACCAUCUGCCAUGUGAUUGACAGUAAAAGCCCCUUUUAUGAGCUCUCUCAGCGCUCCAUGCAGACCGAGCAGUUUGAAAUUGUGGUGAUCCUGGAAGGAAUUGUUGAAACCACAGGCAUGACUUGCCAAGCGAGGACCUCAUACACGGAAGAUGAGGUGUUGUGGGGCCAUCGGUUCUUCCCUGUCAUCUCUCUGGAGGAGGGAUUCUUCAAGGUGGACUACUCUCAAUUCCAUGCUACGUUUGAGAUCCCUACACCACCCUACAGUGUAAAAGAGCAGGACGAGGCCCUGCUCAUGUCCUCGCCGCUCACAGCUCCGUCGUUGUGUAACAGUGGUGAGAAGAACAACUCUCUGGACUGCCUGGAGCUUUUGGAGGAUGCGGAGACAACCACCAAGCUGCCAGCUAAGCUGCAGAAGAUGACGGGACGUGAAGGGCUGCCAAGGAAGCUGCUCCGAAUGAGUUCCACUACGUCAGAGAUGACCUACAGCCUGGGAGACCUGUCCACAAAACUGCAGCGCAUCAGCUCCGUGCCAGGUGUCUCUGAAGAAAAGAAUGUAUCCAAGAGUUCCAAAAUGAAUGCUGAGCCUAUCAGCAAAUCAGUGGCAGAUUUGCCUCCCAAGCUACAGCGAUUGGCAGGGGGAGGGGGUGGAGGACGCAUGGACGGACAUUUGCCACCCAAAUUAAGAAAGAUGAACUCGGAUCGCUUCACAUAGAUGACAUAAGCAACCACACACACACGUACUAUACUUCUCCCUUAGGCUUGCUAGUACAGACAGAAUCUGCGUACCUAUAAAUGAGGACAACUUUUUUAUAGAUACGCCUAGCGUACCUAUAAAUGAGGACAACUUUAAUAAAGCACAUUUGUGGAGAUUUGUGGGUAGAUAUGCAGCAAGCAAAUUCUUUCAGGUUGUGAUUGUUAAGCACAAUCUGGCAUGUAUGAAACACUAAGUGCAUGUUAAUGCAGUUUUUUGCUGUCAGGCAUGUUUUAUUUGGGCACGUUUAUGAAUAUGAAGAUUGAAUAAAAUUUGUCAAGAUAAGCUGGUCAUCUGAACAUCAAGCCAUAUGAUUGGACAAUUCCUCAUACAUGCCUGAUGUUUAUUAAUUUUAUUUGUUCUUUUGUUGUGUAGUGUAAACGUAUUUCUUAGAUUAUGUUAAAAUGCAUGUUUACUUGGAGAGGUAAUGUACUCUAAUGUUAACCUUGAAUAUAUUACCUUCUUUCACUUUUCUCAGCAGUCCACACUUGUUUUGAAGAUUUUAAGAGACAGGGUAAGCGCCAUUCGUCUACAAAAUGGGUUCAAGGGCCGUUCAUCAAAACAAUUUUAUAAAAGGAAAGUUACGUAAGCUAAGUGGAUCUUAAUGGUUUUUAGAACUAUCAGUCCUGCAUUAAAGGAAAAAAAAAAACAGAAAUCUGCUAGAUCAUUAUAAAUCCUUGAGCUCGUUUAGAGUCUGGAUGAAAAUCAUUGCACUAAUAUGAAUGCAUUAUCCCCUCUUUCUAAAUUAAGCAAUAACUAAAUGCUGUACAAACACUGACCUCUGUGUAGCUACCUUGACUAAUAUGUCUGUUGCAUUGACCUCUGAGACACAAGAAUAUGGAAAAAUUGAACUCCUGUACAUUCCAGUACAUGCCUUUUGUGGUAGACUGUUUAACAAGAACUAUAAAUCUUUACUAGCUUUAAAUUCAUUUUGAUAGUUUACACAUAGUAUAGUCUAUUAUACUGAGACUGUUGUAUAAUUAUAUAUAACUCAAUAAAUACCAUGAAAAAGGAAGAUAUGGUUCAAUGUUUAACCUUUGAAAUAAGCAUCAACUCACAUUUACUACCUAAUCGCAAAGUUAAUUCUCUCCCUCGCUGCUUGAUUGAAUGGCAAGGUAGAUUCAUGCAUGCAAGUGCCUAAUCCGCUGAAGUGGUGUCUAAAUCUUGUUAAUGCACCCUGACUGAGCAGCGCUCUCUCCCCUGAGCCUCUGUCGUUAUCACCAUGGAGAUCUCGGCACCUACUGCCAUUUGCUGUCCCACUAUCAGCCUCACGGUGUGGAAAUGAUAGCGGAGAUGGCCUUGUGUUAUAGAAUAGAAGCUUUUACUCUGCAUCCAACAGAACAGUGGCAACAUCACCAUGCACAACCUGUAGACCGGUAGGAAGGUGGUACCUGUAUAGAUGGUGGAAAAUCCCACUGCACCACUAACUAGGCUGCACCCUUAAAAAAAGCACCAAGGUCUUGCUUUGUAAUUUCAUAUGAUUUCUGUCUCACUCUUUUUUUGUUUGAUAAGUCACAAUAAUAAAUAAUAAUAGAGAUAAUACACAAUUAUUUUCAUGCCUUUUUGCCUGUUAACCAGACAGAUCAAUUAAAAAUGCAACUUAGACAAUAGAAUUAAUCACUGCUGUAUCCGAAUGCCAUUACUGCAGUUUGGGUCUUUCAUCUGACUUUAAAAUGAUCUAAUUAUCAAGAACAUAAGUGUGGAAAAUGCCUGUUAUUUAUUGAGGAAGUCAUUGUUACCGUUUUCUACAUUACCUCAAUUAUUAGAAUAUACAUCUUAAGUCUUAAGUCUUAGUUUAUUUAUGUCAAGUCUUAAAUAUACUGUAUAAUACCCAAUAAACCUUUCUACAUAUUUUGUUAGUAAAGUAAGGUUUCAUGUGUUCUUUACAUCCUAAAUAUACAGAGGUAAGCAUAAACCCUUAGGACUUGCAAGCAUAUGACGUAGUUGACCUUAGGAUCUUUCCUGUUGUAUACUGUAAAAUAGGUUAAUGACAGCACACAAGUCACAAUUAAUGCUGAAAUAUUAUACACUUAAGGUUAUCUGCUA